AUGCCUCUCGCGAAAGAUCUCCUGCACCCCUCUCCCGAGGAGGAGAAGCGGAAACACAAGAAGAAGCUCCUGGUACAGAGUCCCAACUCGUAUUUCAUGGAUGUGAAGUGCCCAGGGUGCUACAAAAUCACCACUGUCUUCAGCCAGGCGCAAACGGCGGUCCUCUGUGUCGGGUGCUCCACUGUAUUCUGUCAGCCUACUGGAGGCAAGGCCAGACUUACAGAAGGAUGCUCCUUCAGACGGAAGCAGCACUAA
Trichosurus vulpecula (common brushtail) is the source of this 255-nucleotide messenger RNA. Its product is annotated as 40S ribosomal protein S27-like. Lineage: Eukaryota; Metazoa; Chordata; Mammalia; Diprotodontia; Phalangeridae. The record is from RefSeq and is a predicted model, not a curated record. Gene Ontology annotation, biological process: translation; ribosomal small subunit assembly. The coding region runs from base 1 to 255 and encodes 84 amino acids. The transcript has a single exon. Gene Ontology annotation, cellular component: ribosome; cytosolic small ribosomal subunit. Gene Ontology annotation, molecular function: RNA binding; structural constituent of ribosome.